GGCAGUAAGAGGCAGGAUUUGAUUGUUAUUUGGCGCUGUUGAACGGAGAAUCCUUCCGGCCAUGCAGAACUUGCGCAACGUCAAGUUGCCUGCUGGGAACGGUGCUGGCAGGCUGGUCCAGGCUGUGCUGUUUGGUGGCGCUGCGAUAUACGGGGCUUCACAGAGUUUGUUCAAUGUGGAGGGAGGUCAUCGCGCGAUCGUCUUCAAUAGGAUCUCUGGCAUCAAGGACAAGGUCUAUGAAGAAGGCACCCACCUUAUGAUUCCUUGGUUCGAGUGGCCGUACAUCUACGAUGUUCGCGCUCGUCCAAACGUAAUCCAGAGCACUUCAGGAUCUCGGGAUUUGCAGAUGGUCAACAUUGGCCUUCGAGUGCUGACGCGGCCAAUGCCUGCGAAGCUGCCAGAGAUCUACCGCACACUGGGCACAGAUUACGCAGAACGUGUGCUGCCAUCCAUCAUCCAGGAAACUCUGAAGAGUGUCAUUGCUCAGUACAAUGCCAGCCAGCUCCUGACGAUGCGUGAGGUUGUCAGUAGAGAUAUCAGGACCCUUUUGACCCAGCGUGCCCAGUACUUCAACAUAGUUCUAGACGAUGUGUCCAUCACCAACCUGACCUUCAGCAGGGAGUACACAGGCGCAGUUGAGGCCAAGCAAGUGGCACAGCAGGACUCAGAGCGUGCCAAAUUCAUUGUGGAGAAGGCUGAGCAGGAAAAGCAGACCGCCAUUGUCCGGGCGCAGGGAGAAGCGCAAAGUGCGAAGCUCAUUGGUGACGCCAUCCAGCAGAACCCUGCAUUUCUCACCCUCCGAAAGAUUGAGGCCGCUCGUGAGAUUGCAAGCACCAUCGCUGGCUCUAGCAACCGUGUGCUGCUCAAUGCAGACAGCUUGCUGCUCAACCUGGACAACAUCACAUAUGAUCUGAAGAAGGCAAAGUGAGCUCAGACUCCAGUGAGGGAGGUAGUGCAAGUGAAUGUUCUUGCGGCAAUCUUUCGGAAGUACCCUCGUGUAAUUGCAGCAUCAUCUGUUGAGAUUCUGUGUCCUCGGCAGUGCAGUACGAGAUUGUCUCUUCGCAUGUGAACUAUUCAUUGCAGACUUCUAGAUGUGUUGAUCAAUCUUUCUAGUGAGUCAAUACACGAUGUAAAAUUCGUGCUUAGGUG
Messenger RNA from Coccomyxa subellipsoidea C-169, 1149 nucleotides. RefSeq lists its product as hypothetical. Bases 62 to 928 code for a protein of 288 amino acids. The record is from RefSeq and is a predicted model, not a curated record. The transcript is spliced from 9 exons. Gene Ontology annotation, biological process: mitochondrion organization. NCBI's taxonomy places the organism in Eukaryota, Viridiplantae, Chlorophyta, Trebouxiophyceae, Coccomyxaceae. Gene Ontology annotation, cellular component: mitochondrion; membrane.